Drosophila hydei is the source of this 510-nucleotide messenger RNA. Its product is annotated as ninjurin-1. Gene Ontology annotation, biological process: cell adhesion; tissue regeneration. The coding region runs from base 1 to 510 and encodes 169 amino acids. The record is from RefSeq and is a predicted model, not a curated record. Lineage: Eukaryota; Metazoa; Arthropoda; Insecta; Diptera; Drosophilidae. Gene Ontology annotation, cellular component: membrane. The transcript has 3 exons.
AUGGGCGGCAGCAAGGAGGUAGUUAUCGAAGUGGAGGAUACGCUCAGCUCUGAGGGCAGCUUCGCCAGCACCGUUACGGGACAGUGCUGCAGCGAGCAGCGGCAAGAUCAGGAAGUUGUUCAGCUGAACGAUAAUGCUGCCAAAGUGCAGAGCAAAUGCAAAAAAAGUCCCAGCGUAUUAUCGGGCGGCCAUAACUAUGCAACCAGUAAAAAUGUAGCCGAGGGUCUCAUGGACAUAGCCUUGCUCUCGGCAAAUGCUAAUCAGCUGCGAUUUCUGAUCACCUACAACCAUGCAUCAUCCACAUUCUAUUGCAGCUUGGCUCUGGUCAUACUUUCCCUGGUGCUGCAACUGCUUGUGGGCAUUGUACUCAUCUUUAAGCGCCGCCUUAAACGCUGUCAGAAUCGUAACUAUAUGCGAACCAAUGAGGUUCUCAUAAUGGGGGUCUUCCUUAUCACUGUGAUCAAUGUACUGCUGGCUGCAUUUACCACAACCGACGGACGUGCUAAUUGA